Molecule: messenger RNA, 834 nt
Organism: Symbiodinium necroappetens
Lineage: Eukaryota; Dinophyceae; Suessiales; Symbiodiniaceae
Source: the annotation of a GenBank genome assembly
AUGGGACUUCCGGACGAGAAACUCGUCGAUGCGUGCAAUGUUCCUGUUGGCUUGCGUUGUGCAAUAUGCACAGAAGUCUUCGUGGAUCCUGUGUGUGGGGUCGAAUGCCAGCACGUGUUCUGCUCUGCGUGCAUGGGCCGUGCGACAGCUGCACAAUCCCGCUGUCCUUUAUGCCGAGUGGCCAUUGAUCAGACACAGCUACGACGAAGCCAUCCUAUCCAAUCGCUGGUUGAUGAUCUAAAGGUCAUGUGCGACUACAAAAUUUCUGGGUGCGGGUGGACAGGGCGGUUGCAGGAUUGCGCUGCUCACCAGGCUGCAUGCCCUGUGCCAGAAAACGCAAACUUGAUAGCACAGCUGAAGCGGGCCAAUGCUCGCUCUGACGAGCUUGCGAGGGAGACCGAGAGGUUAGCAAAGAAGUUAAGGCUGGCCAAUGCUCACUCUGACGAGCUUGCGAAGGAGAGCGAGAGGUUAGCAAAGAAGUUAAGGCUGGCCAAUGCGCGGGUCCACCAGCUCGCUGCCGAGAAGCUAGAAUUGGCAGAAGAGGUUUCGAUCAAGACGAAGCUGUUGGGAAGCGUUUCCCGGUCUGGUGGUCAGCACGUGCAAGUGUUUGUCCGAGACCCUUCUGACAAGGUCCAUGUGUUGAUUCUCAACAUCGACGAAGACAUAUCAGCAGCGCAGCUGUGCAUCUCAUCGCACACAGGCUGGGACCUGAAAUCCUUUUACCUUACUGGCUUUGGUCAGAUCUUGCACCCAGGCAGGACGGGCAGGGAGUAUGGAAUCCGCCGGGACGCGACUCUUUGCAUGAAUGCGCGCUUGUUACACGCGGCAUUCUGA